AUGAUUCUUUUUUUUCUGGAAAUCAUUAAAACUAUAACUGUCUACGGAUUCACAAAUGUGACUCUUCUUAACGGAGGUUUAGAUGCUUGGAAGGCUGCUGGAGGUUCAACGAAUCAAGAAACCGUGAAGCCCCAACUCGGAAAUGUUGACAUCCGAUCAUUGAAUUCUGAAAUCUUGGCCAACUUUGAAGAUAUUCCAUUCAACCAUCUUGCCGAGAAACACGCUGAUUACAUAGACGCCAGAAUCCCAUCUCAAUUCACUGGACAAGAUCCUCUCUCUGCCACAUACCCAGGAACAAAAGCGAAGGGAUCCCAUGUAACUGGAGCUAUCAACUUCCCAAUGGCUGACGUUAUCGGUCCAAAUGGUUUUUUGAGUCAAGAAGAAGUGGAUGCGAAGAUCGCUAAGCUCGGAUUGACAGCUGGAAAUCAAAUCUACGUGGCAUGCAACACUGGAAUCCAGGCAUCUGUCAUUUUUACAGCAUUAGAGAGAAGUGGAAUCAAAGCGAAACUAUACAAUGGAAGCAUGACAGAGUUGGCUUAUCGUGCACCGGAACUUGUCAAUGCCACUGGAAAGUAA
Messenger RNA from Caenorhabditis briggsae, 576 nucleotides. It is a transcript of the gene Cbr-mpst-3, whose product is annotated as Protein CBR-MPST-3. The transcript is spliced from 4 exons. The record is from RefSeq and is a predicted model, not a curated record. Gene Ontology annotation, cellular component: mitochondrion. Gene Ontology annotation, molecular function: thiosulfate-cyanide sulfurtransferase activity. Gene Ontology annotation, biological process: transsulfuration. NCBI's taxonomy places the organism in Eukaryota, Metazoa, Nematoda, Chromadorea, Rhabditida, Rhabditidae. Bases 1 to 576 code for a protein of 191 amino acids.